GUUCACUACAAUCAGACAUCUGACAUUUUGUAUUAUGAAGUUCUGGACAUUCCCCUUCCAGAAUUGCAAGGUCUGAAAAAUCUGAAAGUUGCUUUUCAUCAUGCCACAAAGGAUGAAGUUGUAAAUUACAACAUCAGAUUGCCUAAACAAAGCACUGUUGGGGAUGUGAUUAAUGAACUUAAAACAAAGGUAGAAUUAUCUCAUCCAAAUGCAGAACUUAGACUGCUUGAAGUUUUCUAUCACAAGAUCUAUAAGAUUUUUCCACCUGGUGAAAAAAUUGAGAAUAUAAAUGAUCAGUAUUGGACUUUACGUGCCGAGGAGGUCCCUGAAGAAGAGAAGAAUUUGGGUCCUCGUGAUCGUUUAAUUCAUGUUUACCACUUCACAAAAGAGUCUGCUCAAAAUCAGAUGCAAGUACAAAACUUUGGCGAACCCUUUUUCUUGGUCAUCCACGAUGGUGAAACGUUAGCAGAGGUUAAGGUGCGCAUACAAAAGAAAUUGCAGGUUCCUGAUGAGGAGUUCUCCAAGUGGAAGUUUGCCUUUUUGUCACUGGGUCGUCCUGAGUACCUGCUGGACUCUGAUAUUGUGUUUAACCGUUUCCAGAGAAGAGAUGUAUAUGGUGCUUGGGAGCAGUACCUUGGGUUGGAGCACUCUGACAAUGCUCCUAAGAGGGCUUAUGCGGUAAAUCAGAACCGUCACACGUUUGAGAAGCCAGUCAAAAUAUACAACUAGUCUAACGGCCAAUGAUUCCUUAGGACAUUAAGCGAGCAGGAGCUCUAAUUGCACUUUGAAAUGGAGAGCAUAAAGUAAAAGCUCAUUUGCGGGGAAUGGAGGGAAAGUGUUGGUUUGAGGUAUUAGUUAUCAUAGGAUCAGGUUAUUGGUUGUUGUAGAUGACUUUUCGCAAGAUGUUGGAGGGAAGGUGGAACUAUCAUUCAUCCAUAUGCUCUGUUGUGAUAGAUCCCGCUGUUAUCAUUUGGUUUUAGCGCAACACCAAGAUUAGUGGUGGACUUUUCCGUAUACAGCUCCAGUGUAAUUUAGCAGUACAUAAGAAGAUUUUGCAGGGAUGUAUACCGGGUAUAGUUGGGCUGCAGUUCGACAUUGAUUCUUUUUUAGUUUCCCUUUUUGUUUUCUUGUUUUAGUUCCCCGGUUGAUGUCUUGAGGGGGGUGGUUUUUGUAAAAUGAUGGCUUAAAAUCUUUAUAGUCAUGGGUUAAAUGAUUGUGUACAAGAAUUAUACCUCUCUGUCCAGCAUAAUUUAUAAA
Carica papaya (papaya) is the source of this 1257-nucleotide messenger RNA. NCBI's taxonomy places the organism in Eukaryota, Viridiplantae, Streptophyta, Magnoliopsida, Brassicales, Caricaceae. The record is from RefSeq and is a predicted model, not a curated record.